Messenger RNA from Penaeus monodon (black tiger shrimp), 648 nucleotides. RefSeq names its product 40S ribosomal protein S14. NCBI's taxonomy places the organism in Eukaryota, Metazoa, Arthropoda, Malacostraca, Decapoda, Penaeidae. Bases 162 to 617 code for a protein of 151 amino acids. Gene Ontology annotation, biological process: maturation of SSU-rRNA from tricistronic rRNA transcript (SSU-rRNA, 5.8S rRNA, LSU-rRNA); translation; ribosomal small subunit assembly. Gene Ontology annotation, molecular function: small ribosomal subunit rRNA binding; mRNA 5'-UTR binding; structural constituent of ribosome. Gene Ontology annotation, cellular component: cytosolic small ribosomal subunit; ribosome. The record is from RefSeq and is a predicted model, not a curated record. The transcript has 4 exons.
AUUAAGUUUUAAUUCAACAAAUUGCAAGAGAAGAAGCCUAAAAAAUAUAAACAUAAUUUUCAAGAGAGUGUCGUGAUCGGCGGUGGAGUUAAGGUCUGCCCAAACAGUUCCUUCGUUCCUUCUACGAGUCUCUUCUCUCAGUGUGACUCCAAGUGUAAGCAAUGGCUCCCCGUAAAGGAAAAGUUCAAAAGGAAGAGGUCCACGUCUCCCUGGGACCUCAAGUCAGGGAAGGAGAGAAUGUGUUUGCAGUCUGCCACAUCUAUGCCAGCUACAAUGACACCUUUGUGCAUGUGACUGAUCUGUCUGGCCGUGAAACCAUCGUCCGUAUCACUGGUGGUCAGAAGGUGAAGGCUGAUCGUGACGAGUCCUCCCCCUAUGCUGCUAUGUUGGCUGCCCAAGACGUUUCCGAGAAGUGCAAGUCGCUGGGAAUCAAUGCUCUGCAUGUAAAGAUCCGUGCCACUGGAGGCAACAAGACCAAGACCCCAGGCCCAGGUGGCCAGUCAGCCCUCCGUGCCCUUGCCCGUUCUGGCAUGAAGAUUGGCCGCAUUGAAGAUGUCACACCAGUUCCCUCUGACAGCACACGCAGGAAGGGUGGUCGCCGUGGUAGGCGUCUGUAAAUGGUCAGCUGUAAUAAAUAUUAUAGUUUAA